CUCCGCGCCAACCAUCCCGUCCCCCACACACCUCACGCCAGCCCAAGAAGAAGAGACGCCGCUACGCACCCACGCAGUACGCACGCCAUGGCCGCCACCGCGUCCCUGUCUGCCGUCGCGGCGCCCCUGUCCGUCGCCGGGCUCAAGAAGGCCACGUCGUUCCGGCCCCUGCCGGUGGUCAGGGCCGGCAGGCCCGCGGCGAGGAUGACGGUCGUCCGGGCGUCCUCCGCGUCCGUGCAGGAGAAGCUCACGGCCGGGCUGACCGCGGCGGCCGUGGCGGCGGCGCUGGUGCUGCCCGAGGUCGCGGAGGCCGCGUCCCCGGGGCUGUCCCCGUCGCUCAAGAACUUCCUGCUCAGCAUCGUGUCCGGCGGGGUCGUCUUCGCCGGCAUCGCCGGGGCAGUCGUCGCCGUCUCCAACUUCGACCCCGUCAAGAGGACCUGAUCGCCUCGCCGGAUUCUCAGGGCACGUCGCCUCGCUUUGUAUCUCCAUAAAUCUCUUUUCUGUGUUUUAUUCGGAGACUCUGUACGUAGAAGAGAUCCAUGACAAUGGAGUUCUGAUUAAUGGCUGUGUAUACUCUGGUUCGUCUGCUUAAACUCAUGCUUGCGGGCUGUAUCCAGUAAUUGGAUGUUUGUUUACUUCUGAAGCUA
Triticum dicoccoides is the source of this 647-nucleotide messenger RNA. RefSeq lists its product as uncharacterized. Gene Ontology annotation, cellular component: photosystem II; membrane. Bases 88 to 441 code for a protein of 117 amino acids. Gene Ontology annotation, biological process: photosynthesis. The transcript has a single exon. Lineage: Eukaryota; Viridiplantae; Streptophyta; Magnoliopsida; Poales; Poaceae. The record is from RefSeq and is a predicted model, not a curated record.